Molecule: messenger RNA, 898 nt
Organism: Nicotiana attenuata
Lineage: Eukaryota; Viridiplantae; Streptophyta; Magnoliopsida; Solanales; Solanaceae
Exons: 1
Coding region: 267-758 (163 amino acids)
Source: RefSeq, a predicted model, not a curated record
UCCAAAAAGAAAAAGCGAACAGACUGUAGACCUUUCCCUUGUUACCCUCACAUCCAAAGCCAAAAUUUCCACUACAGUUUACUCCUAAAACUUUAUACACACACACACACAGUACUUUUCUCUGCAAUUCUUUUAUACCCAACUUUUCAUCUGCUUCAUUUUUCUGCUCAGUUUUAGUGAUAUUACUUCAUUCUAAUCAAUCAAAAUCUUAUCUUUUUUUGUAACCAGUGAAAAAGGUUUUCCUUCAAAUUUCAAAGGUUAAAACGAUGAAGGUUCAUCCAACACCAAUAAGAAAACGAAACAUCACGUUACGCAACGACAUCGUAUUAUCAGCUUUCUCUCAAAAGAAGCUCCGGCGACUCCCCCAUAUCUUCGCGAAAGUUCUAGAACUUCCGUUCCAUUCCGAUGCCGACGUGUCAAUCCAAGAAACCUCCGAUUCGUUCCGCUUCGUUAUCCCAACUGAUGCUGAUGAUGGGGGCUUGGGCCAUAAUAUUAGGGCCCACAUAGUCGAGAUCUAUCCGGGUGUUACUAAGAUUGUUAUCCGAGGUGAUAAUGUUUUUGAUACUUCGUCGUCUUUGUCUGGAUUGGAGCUAGACUUAUGGCGGUUUCGGCUUCCGGCAGAAACUUUGCCGGAGCUGGCUACCGCCGCUUUUAGUGAUGGCGAGCUUGUGGUGACGGUGCCCAAAGGGGCUGAUGACGACGGUGACGGUGGCGAUGGUGAUAUUGAUGGAGCUGGUCGUCUUGUUCUUGUACAAUAAUCCUCUUAAUUCCUCCUUUUUUGUCUCUCAAUUUUCAGCUAUGUUGUUUUCACAUUUUAAUUUUUAAUUUGAACUGUCUGGUGUUUAAAUGAAAAAUCGUUCAGGUCCUUUAAAAAUUAAUUAUGGCUAAUCCUAUUUAA